GGCCCUCCCUUAUUGUGCUCCCGUUCCCUCUAUUCUCCGUCCUUUUUCCUAUCCUCACUGUCGUCCUACCAGCUUUCCAUCUUUUUCCCAUCUCUAUCCAUCACAUUCUUUCUUUACUUGUUUCUUCCUCAUCUCGCCUCGAGCGUGCCUUUCACUCCUUCAAGGCCCUCGACCACAUUCAUUAAGCUUGUUGCGUUCAUUACCAUUUCAACUAUCUACGGUCCUUACCAACAGCAACCCCCUUUUCAAGCACACCCGGCCACACUGCCCAUCGGUGCAUCUACGAAGUAAUUCUAUAUUCAGCUGCCUGGAUCAGCGAAUCGAAGCCUUCUGCCGCCACGCACGAGAAAACACACAGACACCUACUCAACAUUGCUCACGAGCAAUCCAUUCUUUAGAACCAUCCUACCGACGCGGGUUAUCGAUGGACAUCAUGGAGCCCGUUUCCUCCGACCCAACCGACUUCUCGCCUGAGUCAACUCCUUCUCCAAUGGAUGCUCAGAGCACACCUCCUCAGACUUCGAGCAGCUCGACUUCAGCCCCUACCUCCUCGGCCCGCCGUCCACCUCGAAAGAGUACGUUGACACAACAGCAAAAGAACCAGAAACGACAAAGGGCAACACAAGAUCAGCUGGUCACUUUGGAAGCGGAAUUUGCGAAGAAUCCCACUCCCACUGCUGCCACUCGCGAACGUAUUGCUUCAGAAAUCAACAUGACGGAACGCUCCGUUCAGAUCUGGUUCCAAAACAGCCGACGACGAGCCAAGAUCAAGAUGAUUGCGAAGAAGACCCUAGAGAAUGGCGAUGACUGUGACAAUAUCCCAGAAUCCUUGAGGCAACUGCUGGCCAUGCAGGCCAUGGAAACUGGCAGGCCUUUCCCCGGUCAGCUACUCCGCCGUCCCGGUGGGCCUAUGGCUCAAUACGGGAGCGGUGGUAUGCUGAUGAAUGGAGAUCCUUCUGCUCAAGGCAAAGUUGUCAUUCAGCACUUCACCUGUCGAUCUUUGAGCAUCGGUUCUUGGAGAAGGGUGGGUCAGAACGCCAUGGACUUGGUCGUCUUCUACUCUCCGGACAAAGCCUGCAUCACGUACUAUAUCAACAAUGAUUCCGCUGGCUACAAGAUCGAAUACCCGUUCGCCUUUAUCAAGAGCAUUCAGUUGGAACCUGGUGAAACGGCGCCAACUGCUAACGGCUCUCCACCGCGACCGGGCGGGCUUAUCAUUGAGUUGAACAGGCCUCCCAACUUCUUCAUGGACUCGUCCAACUCUGGCGGCUUCUACCAAUGUGGUGACUUCACCGAGGAUCAACAAGCAUCCCAAAUCCUGACUCACCAGCUGGGAGGACAUCCCAAGGUGUUGAGCGGACAGCUUGCCAAGUUGGUGUCUCUCGAGUCCUUCCAGAAUCGACAUAACCCCUUCGAUAUGAAUGCUAUGCCGGCGUCUGCACCUGUGUCACCUACCAUGGGUAUUGUUCGGCCUGCAUCUCAGCCUUCAGUUCAAUUCGCCAGACCUCAUCCUCCUCACGUCGGAAUGUUUCAAGAGCAAUUCGGCGUCAGCCAACACCUCCACCCUGGUCGUAUACAUCCCGGUCACAAGCGUCAACGAAGUCGAUCAGUACCGAUCGCGCUCGACUUCUCCAUGCUUCAUGGACCGAUGCCGACUUUCCAUGUUCAGCAGCCAUCGCCGCAAAUGAUUCCCGAACAUCACAACCUCUUCCAGCCAAUGCCGCAGCAAUCUAUGCAGAAUUCUAUUGGGCCCACUCUGCAAAUCGAUACAUCUGCCGGUUAUGGCAUGGACUUCCGUCAGAUGCCCAUGUCAGCGACAGCCACUUCACCCUCAGAGUUUGCCAGCCCAGGUUUUUUCCCAUCACAUUCAUCGCAAGGACCAAUGCCAUCCUCUGAGUUUAGCACUCCACAACAUUUCAACAUGCCAUUCCUCUCACCUUCUCCCAUGGUUGACGGCCACAUGAUGCCAUCUUCAAUGUCUCCCAUGCCACAUAUGGGUCACCCUGAUCCAGUCAUCGCCAAUCAGUCGCCACCACUGUCAGCCCUGCAUAGAAGCGCUUCCGCCGACAUGUUCAACAUGGGUCAUGACGGCAAUGGCAUGAUGGACGAGACCUUGAUGCUCGGCGAGAUGUACUCGAAACAAAAUCUCAACAUGCCAAUGCCCAGUCCCGGGAUUGAUGAAAAGGGCAUGUUGAUGAUGAACGACAUGUCCGAAUUCCAUACUCCAAUGGAACACAUGGACAUGAAUCCCUUUGGCACCAUCGACCCCAACAGCUUGCAAGGUGGUCUACAUCACUGAAGUUGACGAGCCUUCCUGUAACAGUUUGAACGACCUUGAUGCCUUCCCUAGAAUCUAAAUGUUGCACCAUCUUUUGUUCCGCACAGAUUGGAAUACUCAUUUCAAUUCAGCACUGUCCGGACGGCGCGAAAAUCUGUUAUAUAUUGAUAUUCCUUGUUAGUGUGCGCGGCCAAGGUUGCCUGCUGUCUGAUAGCGUGGAUAGCUGUCAACUCUGUUCUUGCCUUGUUUUGUCUCUUUUCAGUCUGUCUAGUUACGCGGUCAUGCAUCAGAAACGACUUUUUUUGUUUGGUCUGGGUGUCGUUGGGUUUCCUUGUCGUUUCUUGGGGUGUGGAAUUUUUGGGCGAGUACAAAAAAGCAUCAAGGGAGAGCCUGUUGAAAUGGAACAAGGGAUCUUUCACACUCAUCUCUCCAUUCUAGGCAAUUUCCUGGUGGAAGAUGCAAUUUGUGUAGUGGGUACGGGGCUGGUAAUUUCUUCCAUACAAACACAAGUCCAUGGACAUCUUUGCUUCAUCCCAACCACGUUGGAUGGACAGCCUUUCGCAUUCUUGAAGGGAUAUUGGAGCGGACAGGUGGUAUGUGGUGGCCGGCGUAAAGAGAAGACUGCAAGUUCGAUGUACGCUGUGGCCGGGGCAAGCAGUGGACCGGUUUGGCGAGAAGCUCGAGGUAUCGGUUGGGUGGCAUAGCGGUGACUCUCAUCUCGCAGACCUGGCAAGGUCAAAGAGGACAGGAAAACGAAGCACGAAGGGAGGGUCCAAGGGCAGAUGGGCGAAGAUACAGCAUUAUAUCUUUCUACUAGUACCUUUAUUUCGAGGGGACAAUUUCGCAGCAUAUUGAUUUGUUUUGUACA
Exophiala xenobiotica is the source of this 3146-nucleotide messenger RNA. RefSeq lists its product as uncharacterized. The coding region runs from base 425 to 2299 and encodes 624 amino acids. Gene Ontology annotation, molecular function: DNA-binding transcription factor activity, RNA polymerase II-specific; RNA polymerase II cis-regulatory region sequence-specific DNA binding. The transcript has 3 exons. NCBI's taxonomy places the organism in Eukaryota, Fungi, Ascomycota, Eurotiomycetes, Chaetothyriales, Herpotrichiellaceae. Gene Ontology annotation, biological process: cell differentiation; regulation of transcription by RNA polymerase II. The record is from RefSeq and is a predicted model, not a curated record.